UUCGGUCAUCCAAACUAUCGGAGACGAUCCGCCUUCUGUCGCCGUGCUUAAAAAAGCUAUUGGCUAACAUCUCAAAAUUGACCUGUCAGUCAAAGUAAACCCGGGCUUAUGAUUGGUCAGCCUUCGCAGAUAUGAAUCCCCUCCUAUUUUAACACGUUCAGCUGAAUUUCGGGUUCUACUAUCGUUCUCUGCCUUUCUGAACAAUCUCUCAAAUCGGAUUAAUUUCUAGAGCAAUUUUGGACACCACUUCUGGUGAAAAACCUCGGUGAUCCUCCGCUCAUCGAGUCUAACCACUGCUGACAUACAUACCACCGGAUUCGUUUCUCCUCAGUUCCCCUAAAUUAAUAAACUAUGGAUAGAGCGGAUCUUAUUCAGAAGGCCAAGCUGGCUGAGCAGGCUGAACGCUACGACGACAUGGCUGAUUGUAUGAAGGAGGUUACGGAGAAGGGAGGCGAGCUGUCAAACGAGGAAAGGAACCUGCUCUCCGUCGCCUACAAAAAUGUGGUCGGAGCGAGGCGAUCCGCAUGGAGGGUGUUGUCCAGUAUCGGUAUGAAGACCGAGGGGAGCGAAAAAAAGCAGCAGAUGGUUAAGGAGUACCGAGAGAAGGUGGAGAAGGAGCUGGAGGAGAUCUGCAAGUGUGUUUUGAAACUGCUGGACAACUUUUUGAUCGAGAAUUCUACAAAUCCAGAGAGCAAAGUCUUUUAUCUAAAGAUGAAGGGGGACUACUACAGAUACCUCGCUGAAGUCGCUUCUGGAGACAACAAAUCAAAGACCAUUGAGAGCUCCCAGCAAGCAUACCAGGCUGCAUUUGACAUCAGCACCACUGAGAUGGACCCGACACAUCCCAUUCGCCUGGGCUUGGCACUUAACUUCUCCGUCUUCUACUAUGAGAUCCUUAACUCUCCAGAUAAAGCCUGUGAACUGGCCAAAAAGGCAUUCGACGAUGCCAUCGCAGAGCUCGACCAGCUACAUGAGGAGUCCUACAAAGACAGUACCCUCAUCAUGCAGCUCCUCAGAGACAAUCUCACAUUAUGGACAUCAGACAACGCGACCGAAGAGGGCGAAGGUGGAGAAGGAGAGGCUGGCGAGACUGAGAACUAAAGCAUGAUGCCCCUUCUAUUGGGAUUAUCUCCAGAAACAUCAGAAAAAAAACGAAAAAAAAACUUUUUACAUAAUAUUCAUUCCUUAAUGAUCCACUUAAACAUUCUGCCAGGUAAUCCCACAUUAACAAAAUGAUUCAGUUUACACCUCCGAUUUGGACAAAAGAACCCUUCAUCCCUUCUUUCCUUCAGUUAUUGGUUUUGCUUCCCCUUUUCUAUUUGAGCUUUAGAGAAAUUAUUGAUACCCCGACAAGAGUCCACUUUAGAGAGAAGAGAAACUGGAAUUACCGUAAAUGAAAAUUUUAGUUUUCCAUGACGAGUUAUGCCCUAUAAUAAGAAAUACAAAGUUUUGUAAUCCUUUUUAGUGUCUGUCUCUAAACAAAAACAAAAAAAAAGUGGCGUGGUACUGUGAAAGCAACUGAGAUUAAAAAAUUCAAUCAAAUGUAAAACGUCCUACUGCAGGGAAAGUCGGUGUCCCAUUCACAUUGGCAGCAAAUCUGCAAACCCCACCCAGUCCUUAUUGUCGAAUCCUCACUUUCUGUUUGGGUUAGCAUGCCGUUUUAUUUCAUCAACGCAUGUCUGUUCGAAGGGAACCUCUGGGUCUAGUUUGACCAAACGCAGGGAUCCUUUUUAGUGGGAAGAGGAAAUAUUUGUCAUGGUUCUGAGGUAUUACACUGGAAUGGGAACAAUUGCUGUAACUUACAAAUCCUCGUGUCCGUUUUUAGUCAUUUUGAAUGCAGGUUUGUGCACACUCUGCCAUGGAGUGGUUUGUUAGUCUGUGGUUGUCACUAGAGAUUUGGAACGCCAUUGUUUUGCAAUUCAUUCAUUCAUUGUCCCUAAAACGCCUCGUGGAAUUGUUGAACCUGAUAUAUCAGAUGUGAACAUGAAUAAAACAUUUUAUAAACCCA
This is a messenger RNA of Oryzias latipes (Japanese medaka), 2008 nucleotides long. Its product is annotated as 14-3-3 protein beta/alpha-1. NCBI's taxonomy places the organism in Eukaryota, Metazoa, Chordata, Actinopteri, Beloniformes, Adrianichthyidae. The record is from RefSeq and is a predicted model, not a curated record.